GUUUUACAGAUCUGGAAAGAAGAUGAUACCGACUUGGAUAAAGUUUUUAAAGCCACACUGUCAUCAGAUGUAUAUCGGAUACAUUCAUUACCACACACUGAACCCUUAGUCCUGUUCAAGGGUGGAGCUGUUAAGAGUUUGGAUGCUUUGCUAGCAGAUCCAAAACAAGAAAUUGAAAAUGUUAUUUCCAAAGAAAUUAUUAGAUGGAGUGAUGCUUUAAUUGGAGUUAAAAGGAAUGUUCUUUUAUUUAUUACUGAGGAGGAUGGGAAUUACUUCAUAUAUGUGCAGCAUUGCAAUCCAUACAUCCUUCAGAGGUUUAAAUUUGGACAAGGAGUUGGGUCAUCUACUGCCCUGAGCUUUGCGGCAUAUUUGAAAAACACGGUUAUCACACUCUUUUGCUUGUAUUCCAAUGGCUGUGUGUAUAAGAUUCUGAUACCACUACAAGAGAAUAAAACAGAAGAUACACAGAUUUUACCAAUAUCAGUUCUGCUCAAACUCAGUGUGAGUGGAAGUAUUCUUAAAGGAACUUCAAUUGUGAUUCUUGAUAAAGAUCAUAUUGCUGUAACAGGAUGCCUGGAUCCCUCAGAAAGUAAUAUCAAAGACUGCUUUUCAAUAUGGAAUAUUAAGUUUCAGACUCUGGAAGCAUCAAAAGAUUUGCCACAAGGAACAACAGGACAAUUGAGGUCAAGAAAGAAUGCUCAAGAAGGGACCCUGACAGUGGAACAGCUUCUUAACAUUAUUAAGGGUGCUUCUCAAAAUACUGUAGAAGAAAAACUACUGGCGUUUUUGUCUAGUGCUCCAGGGACAGUCUUUCAAGCAUCGGUUGGAUAUAUAGUAUCUGCUCUUGUGAACAGAUGUAAAGCAGAAUCUUCAUUCUAUCCUCGCAGUUGCUUGGUACAACUGAUUCAAACACAAGGCCUCUCUUAUAGCAUGUGUCCAGAACUGAUAGCAAUUGCAGUGGAGAAAACAGAUAUACAUCUGUUGCAGCUCUGUCUGCAGCAAUUUCCUGAUAUCCCUGAAGCAGUUAUUUGUACUUGCCUGAAGAUUUUUCUGAGCAUUGGUGAUGACCGCCUUGAAACGAUGAAUAUGAAUUCAGAUUUUGUACCAGAUCAUGUUCAUACUGUUGAAAACAACAAAAUGGAUGAACUGUCUAAAAUUAUACAGAAUGGCUGUACUUUUGAACUCAUAGAAGAAGAUAGCUGUGAUACGCAGACAAUACAGAAAUCCCAAGAAAUAGACCAAAGUGAAAUAUGUCCAGUUGGGCCACAGAAAGCAUCAUUGCUGUAUCCUUUGGAAUAUAUUAUUGAUGUGACUGAUGAAAAAGAAACGAUC
Protobothrops mucrosquamatus (brown spotted pit viper) is the source of this 1332-nucleotide messenger RNA. Its product is annotated as nucleolar protein 11-like. Gene Ontology annotation, molecular function: RNA binding. Gene Ontology annotation, cellular component: nucleus; nucleolus. The annotation marks the transcript as partial. The transcript has 10 exons. NCBI's taxonomy places the organism in Eukaryota, Metazoa, Chordata, Lepidosauria, Squamata, Viperidae. Gene Ontology annotation, biological process: maturation of SSU-rRNA. The record is from RefSeq and is a predicted model, not a curated record.